AUGGCUACCCACGUUGUGACUGCGACUACUACUGCCCCUGCUUUCACUGGCAAGCAAAUCUCCGUCUACGGCCAUCCCUCUCCUGUCAACUCGGCUGAGACUUCUCCCGCAAAUAACUCUCCUACCUCUCCUCGCUAUCAGCACUUGCCGCUUCAGUCGAAGCAACUUCGUCCCCUCAAGGGCCCUCUCUACGUUCCUGCUGCCUUGCGCCCGACUGAGCGUCCCCAGAAGGCCUCUUCUCCCCCGACUCCUCCCCGCAGCGUUCACGGUUCUCACGGUUCUCUCGACAGCCUGAACGAGGGCGAAGUUGGUGCACCUGUUACUCGUCGUUCGACCAUGGAGAGCUACAACAGCGGUCCUGCUGUCAGCAAGCUGGCAGAGGAUGAAUGGAUGAAGAAUGAGCACCUGGGUGAGGUCACUGGUCUUCCCACUCGUGAUCACUGGAAAGCGGACUCUGCUUCUCCCAAUUGCGACUCUCCUACUUGCCGCUCCUCUUUCGGUCUCUUCCUUCGUCGCCACCACUGUCGCCAUUGCGGCCAUGUCUUCUGCUCCUCUCACACUCCUCAUGUCGUCCCGCUUGAUCAGAAUGCUCGCUUCCACCCCGACGGAGUUCCCUCCCGCGCAUGCGAUCUCUGCUGGAGCGCCUACCAGCGCUGGGAGGAGUCUCGCACGGAGCGCUUGAGCAAGAUCCAGAGCCUGCUUGAUGCCCAAAGCAGAGCCUCCGACAGUGACAAUGAAGAAUACAAUACCGCCUCCGACCGCUCGGAUAUCUCGCCGGACGAGAAUGCGAAGCCCGCCCUGACCGGAGUGUUGGCACAGAGCACCGAGAUCGCCGCCAGCGUCCCUCGUGGCUGGAACUGGAGCACUUUUUAA
Messenger RNA from Aspergillus vadensis CBS 113365, 873 nucleotides. RefSeq names its product FYVE zinc finger domain-containing protein. The record is from RefSeq and is a predicted model, not a curated record. The coding region runs from base 1 to 873 and encodes 290 amino acids. Lineage: Eukaryota; Fungi; Ascomycota; Eurotiomycetes; Eurotiales; Aspergillaceae. Gene Ontology annotation, molecular function: ubiquitin binding; metal ion binding; phosphatidylinositol-3-phosphate binding. Gene Ontology annotation, cellular component: ESCRT-0 complex. The transcript is spliced from 2 exons. Gene Ontology annotation, biological process: protein transport to vacuole involved in ubiquitin-dependent protein catabolic process via the multivesicular body sorting pathway; protein targeting to vacuole.